This is a messenger RNA of Torulaspora delbrueckii, 828 nucleotides long. It is a transcript of the gene RXT3, whose product is annotated as Rxt3p. The transcript has a single exon. Bases 1 to 828 code for a protein of 275 amino acids. The record is from RefSeq and is a predicted model, not a curated record. Lineage: Eukaryota; Fungi; Ascomycota; Saccharomycetes; Saccharomycetales; Saccharomycetaceae.
AUGGCUACCGAUGCGUACGAUCUCAAUGAGGCAUACCGACAAACGCAGUCCCAAAUUUACAAUUUGCAGGAAACUAUAUUAAAUUCAGCUAAACAUUCAGGAAGUGCAGACGAAAGAUCCGCCAGAGAUUUACAGAUGGUAGCUGACAGAGAGCCACAAACUACUGAAGUGAGGUCUACACAGGUACUAGAAUAUGUUUUGAACAAAUAUGGCUCGGCGCCUAGAGAAAGUUUAGGGACGCUUAUGUAUCACGCUUACAAAACUGGAUCUUUUGAGAAUAAUGACGAUGAAAAGAGACUCUUGGACGAUCCGUUUGCUGUUUCUAUGCCCAGACCCUUUCUGCCGGCUUUAAGUGAGGAUUCUAUAAACAAACUAAUCACUAUACGUGUAUUUUACGAGGAUUUGCGUGACAGUUUCAACCAUUCAAAUGCCCCAAGAGCUCGAAACAACGAAAUAUGGGGUUGUCAAGUUUACACAGACGACUCAGAACCUCUAUUGGUCCUAAGACAUUGUGGACUUUCGCUUGCAGACUUCAAUGGAACUUCCAGAACCCCUGCAAAUCUAGAUAACCAGGACUUUGUCCAAGGAGCUGUUCCACCGGACAAUGCACCUUUUGACCUCGAAAUGGAUUUACUAAUACUUCCACGACUGGAACAGUACGCCAGUGUCGAACAGUAUGGGGUCCUAUCUCGCUCGUGGGGCGUUGACGCCCCAACGCCGCACGAUGGGCUCAGCUAUGGGAUCUACGAAAUUAGAAUAGCUACAAGGGACACUUCCACACGUAACAUCGACCAAUCCGACCAGCAACAAAUAACACUAAAAUGGUAA